Scutellospora calospora is the source of this 800-nucleotide messenger RNA. NCBI's taxonomy places the organism in Eukaryota, Fungi, Glomeromycota, Glomeromycetes, Diversisporales, Gigasporaceae. The record is from the annotation of a GenBank genome assembly.
CAAUAAUACUAGAUGAAUUUAAUCCAGAUGACUUCCAAUAUAGUUUAAUAUUAUCAAAUAAUAGUGAAGGAGAGGGAAUCACGGAAAUUCGAACAUCCGAUAAGAUGUAUCCUAAUGGCUUUAAUAUUACUAUUCAACCGAUAGAUGUUAAGGUUGAAUUGCUACCAAUUGAUAGUAUUAUCCGUAUCACCGUUACGGCUGGCAUUAAUGAAAAACAAUUACAUGUAAAAAUAAUUAAAAAUACAUCUAAUUCUAUUAAAUUUACAUAUAAUGGAAAAGAUAUAUCAGAUAAGAAACAUAAGAAAGAAAAUAUAGAUAAUGAACCUAUCACACGAAUACAAACUGAAGGUCAAGAUCAGCAAACAAAUGUACAACCAGAAGUAUUACAACCAGAAGUAGUUCAACCAGAAGUAGUACAACCAGAAGUAAUACAACCAGAAGUAGUACAACCAGAAGUAGUACAAUCAGAAGUAGUACAACCAGAAGUAGUACACGAAAUCGAUCAAGAUGAACAAACGAGCGAAGUUAACAUACAAUCAGAUUCUGACAUCUCCACGAAAGUAUUUUCCAGAAGUAUUGAUCCGACCAUGAUUAACAGAAGUAUUGAUCCGAUCAAGAUUAAUAAUAGUAUUAAUCUUAGUAAGAACAGUGAUAAUGUUGUAAUACACUCUAAAAUAUAUAAACAAAAGAGUGAUUUAAUAGUUUUUUCAGAACAAAUCAGAUUUGAUUACAAACAAAUUGGGGUAAUGUUUGCUUCCAUGUUACUGGCAUACCAAGCUGGUAAACUCAGCGGAUGUUAA